AUGUCGCCAUCACCAGCUCCCGAGACCCACGAGGGUGUCUGCGCCUGCGGCCUCAUACGCUACCGCCUCACCGGCCCACCCCUCUUCGUGCACUGCUGCCACUGCCGCGCCUGCCAGCGCGAGAGCGGCGCCGCCUUCGCCGUCAACGCCAUGUACGAGUCUGACCGCGUGCAUCUCCUCCCCAGGCCCAGCACCGACAACUCCACUUCCACCACCGCCACAGCCGAGCUCGACACGCACGACCUCCCCACCCAAAGCGGCAGGCCCCAACGCCUUUCCCGCUGCCCGUCCUGCAAAAUCGUGCUGUGGUCGCUGUACGGCGACAACAGCGACUAUGUGCGCUUCAUACGGGUGGGUACGUUGGCGGAGCCGGGGGUGAUGCCGCCGGACGCGCAUAUUUUUGUGGGGAGGAAGGCGCCAUGGGUGGUGUUGCCGGAGGGGGCGAGGGUGUUUGAUGAGUUUUAUGAUCGGGAGGAGGCGUGGCCGGAGGAGACGAAGCAGAGGAUGGCCCAGGUGGCGGAGAAGAAGAGGAGGGAUCGAGAGCCGGUUAAGGGGAUGGAGGGCGCGAAGAUUUAG
Molecule: messenger RNA, 576 nt
Organism: Cyphellophora europaea CBS 101466
Lineage: Eukaryota; Fungi; Ascomycota; Eurotiomycetes; Chaetothyriales; Cyphellophoraceae
Exons: 1
Coding region: 1-576 (191 amino acids)
Molecular function (GO): carbon-sulfur lyase activity
Source: RefSeq, a predicted model, not a curated record